AUGGACGGAGCCUGGGUCUACCUGGUGACAGGAGGAUGUGGCUUUGUGGGGGAGAGGAUUGUGGAGCUCCUGUCUCAACAAGACUACAUCAAAGAAGUCAGAGUUUUUGAUUCAGUAGCACGAGAAGAAGUAGAAAAAUUCAGCACAGCUCCCACUCGUGUGACAGUGAUGAGAGGGGACAUCCGAGACCCCAACGCGCUCCUGGCUGCCAUGAGGGGGGUGCACGUGGUGCUGCACACAGCGGCUGUGGUGGACUACAGGGGCACGGUGCCCUUCUGGGAGAUGAGAGCUGUCAAUGUCGGGGGAACUGAAAAUGUGGUAAGGGCCUGCUGUGCCCUGAGCAUCCCAUACCUGCUCUACACCAGCUCCAUUGCUGCCGUGGGACCCAACACCUCCUGUGAGCCCCUGCUCAGGGGAAAUGAGGACACUCAGUACACUGGGGAAGUGGAGCUGCCCUAUGGGAAGACAAAAGCCAUGGCAGAAAAAAUUGUGCUUGAAGCCAACGGAGCAAAGCUGAGCAAUGGUGGCACACUCAGAACCUGCAUCCUCCGUGCCAACACCGUGUAUGGGGAAAAGGCAGGGUUCCUGCAGGAGCUGUACUUGCUUGCCAGGGCCAGGAGGGGUGUUCUGAACUACCUGGAGCCCGAGGACACCGAGAGGAAUCACACCUACGUGGGGAAUGUGGCUUGGAUGCAUGUCCUUGCAGCAAGGCACCUGCAGCUGAAGGCAGAGCUGCUGGCAGGACAGGUGUAUUACUGCUAUGAUGACACCCCAGGCAGGAAGGGUUUCCUGGUCAGGCACCAGCUGCUCUCCAGCGCAGACCCCUCAGUGAAGCUGGGCUCUCACAUCCCCUACUGGAAGAUGUGGUUGAUGAUACAGCUGCACAGGAUCAUCAGGGCCAUCCUGUCCCCUUUCUGGAGGCCACAGCCUUUCCUCAACGUGCCCCUGCUGAACACCAUAGUCACCACCUUCUCCUUUGAGACAGACAAGGCCUCCAGGCAUUUUGGGUACAAGCCCCUCUUCACGUGGCAGGAGAGCAGGCUCAGGACUGCACAGUGGCUGAAAGCAGCUGCAGGGAGCUUGGGACCCCCCCAGCUGCAGGAAAAGAAGAACUGA
Molecule: messenger RNA, 1116 nt
Organism: Zonotrichia albicollis (white-throated sparrow)
Lineage: Eukaryota; Metazoa; Chordata; Aves; Passeriformes; Passerellidae
Product: 3 beta-hydroxysteroid dehydrogenase type 7
Biological process (GO): steroid biosynthetic process
Molecular function (GO): oxidoreductase activity, acting on the CH-OH group of donors, NAD or NADP as acceptor
Source: RefSeq, a predicted model, not a curated record